Adineta steineri is the source of this 273-nucleotide messenger RNA. The record is from the annotation of a GenBank genome assembly. NCBI's taxonomy places the organism in Eukaryota, Metazoa, Rotifera, Eurotatoria, Adinetida, Adinetidae.
AUGCCAACAAAAACGAGUAAAUCAACCGGUGGUGCCUUACGUUCAACAAGUGCCUCAUCAAAACCUAAAGGUCGUGGUAAAAGUAGUUCACCAAAACGUAAAGCUCGUGCUAAAAGUGCUAUUGCACGUCCUGAAAUCGAUGUCUUAUCACCUGCAUCUGUUAUUAAUGCAUAUUAUAUAUGUCAUGAUGUUGCUGAUUGUUUAGAUGCACGUGGUUUUGCAUGGGAAGGAGCUAAGAAAGGCAAAAAAAAGAAGAAAAAGAAGAAAACGUGA